CGGGCUAUUGGAUACCUGCACGUAAUAUUUUUCCCCUUGCGAGAGAAGCAUCGGCGCAGCAAACGUCACACGCCUUUUGCUCUCUCGUUCUGCCCCGAAGGCAGCAACCAGCGCCUACCUUUCGCUCCCUCCUCCCGUGCUCGAAUCCCUCGCAUUGCCGUGGCGACUGGGAAGAUCUCCGAAAGACGCGUUUGUCUCCCCUUUCCACUCCGCUCCUACCCAAGUAACGCCAACUCCCUUAGCGCGCGUCAACUUCUCUAAAGAGGGCCGACUAAGAUGGCCGGAAAACUGCCCUCCAUCCCUGCAUGCUCCUUUCAUCGCUCCAUCCUCGCAUCCACUGCUUUAAUUGUCCUCUACUUCUCAAUAAUUUUAAUCAGAUCACUCCGAUCCCCGGUUCAAACCGAAAACCACUACAGUUCCCAUCUCCCCUUCGCCAAUGCCCUAACUGAUAACCUCAGCCCAUCCGUUGAUCGAUCUCAUUCGGCAUCGUUUUCGUCAAUCUACCACUCUCCAGAGAUUUUUAGAGCGAGCUACGCCGAAAUGGAGGAAAGAUUUAGGGUUUACAUAUACCCUGACGGGGAUCCGAAGACCUAUUACCAGACGCCGAGGAAGCUCACGGGGAAGUACGCGAGUGAAGGUUAUUUCUUUCAGAAUAUACGGGAGAGUAGGUUUCAUACUGAGGAUCCUGAUCAAGCAAAUAUUUUCUUCAUUCCCAUCUCCUGUCACAAGAUGAGGGGAAAGGGCAUAUCAUAUGAAAAUAUGACUAUUUUAGUUAAGAAUUAUGUUGAAGGGUUGAUGAGGAAAUACCCUUUUUGGAAUAGGACCUUAGGUGCUGAUCAUUUUCUUGUUACUUGCCAUGAUGUUGGUGUUAGAGCGUUUGAAGGACUUCCCUCUCUCAUAAAAAAUUCCAUUAGAGUUGUUUGUUCUCCUAGUUAUAAUGUUGGAUAUAUACCGCACAAGGAUGUUGCGCUUCCUCAAGUGCUACAGCCAUUUGCCUUGCCAGCUGGAGGAAAUGAUGUUGCAAACAGGAAAAUCCUUGGAUUUUGGGCUGGCCAUCGAAAUUCCAAGAUAAGAGUUAUCCUUGCACGUGUAUGGGAAAAUGACACCGAACUUGCCAUCAGUAAUAACCGUAUAAGCAGAGCUAUUGGAGAGUUAGUUUAUCAAAAACAGUUCUACAAGUCUAAGUUCUGCAUAUGUCCUGGAGGUUCUCAGGUUAAUAGUGCUCGGAUAACUGACUCCAUUCACUAUGGUUGUGUUCCAGUUAUUCUUUCUGAUUACUAUGACCUCCCCUUCAAUGAUAUCCUCGACUGGCAGAAGUUCUCCCUUAUUGUUAAAGAGAAGGAUGUUUACCAACUGAAGUCUAUACUCAAGUCUGUAUCAGAUGAGGAAUUUAUCGCAUUGCACAAGGGAUUAGUUGAGGCCCAGAAACAUUUCGUGUGGCAUUCUCCUCCUGUUCCAUUUGAUGCAUUCCACAUGGUAAUGUAUGAGCUAUGGUUGCGGCAUCAUGUGAUCAAAUACUAAUUUUAUAAGGAAAAUGGUUCCCAGGCCGAAGAAAUGUCUCCGAAUUUAGGACGCCGAGGGUAUUUGCAGGCAUCUUAUGGCAGAAGUGGAUAGAAUGUAGAGAGCUAGUUAGAUGCCCAGUUUUGGUGAUAUGUUAUUAUAUGUAAUGUGUUAAUGGAUCAGAUUUUAGUGUUUAUUCUUUUGUUUCUAUAAAAUUUUUUGAUGGAUUAUUAUGUUAUUAUAGAUCCCAAAUGUUAUACCUCAAGAAUUUGAAGUCCAUCAAUCCGGAAGUGUUCCGAGCCGUUUCAUAUGGAUUCACACUGGGCAUCCGCGAGGAAAGAAACCACAAGAGUAUAAAAAUUCAAGGACGAAGAAAUUUAUCGUGUAUGCCCAACAGGUGAACCAAGAUCUUUCUCAUUGCAGAGAUGAAGAAAGUUGUUCCCAUUCGUGCUCGAGUUCUUUUUUCUCAUUGCUGAGAAGAAAGUUGCCCCUAUCACUGUCCUGUAGGUGACCCGAGAUUUUCUUACUUGUUGCUGCCGCACAUUCCUGGAGUAAUUCUUAUGCGGCUGUCACACAUUCUAGAGGAGAUGAAGAAAAGUUGAAAUUUUUUUUUUUUUGUGCUUUAUGAGGGAGAUUUCUGUGUUUUUGUGGUGGCGGUAUCUGCAGAAUCUCUACCCCCAGUGCUUAUUGGUCUUUAUGGCUUCUUAAUGCGACAUUUGUAGAUGAUGCUAAUAUAUUUUUUUAUAUGUCUGUGGUUA
Phalaenopsis equestris is the source of this 2258-nucleotide messenger RNA. Its product is annotated as probable glycosyltransferase At5g03795. Lineage: Eukaryota; Viridiplantae; Streptophyta; Magnoliopsida; Asparagales; Orchidaceae. The coding region runs from base 277 to 1521 and encodes 414 amino acids. The transcript is spliced from 7 exons. The record is from RefSeq and is a predicted model, not a curated record. Gene Ontology annotation, molecular function: glycosyltransferase activity.